AGAGAGAGAGAGAGAGAGAGAGAGAGAGAGAGAGAGAAAGAGAGAGAGAGAGAGAGAGACAGCACCCAAGCACCAUAAACCCACAAACACACACACACACACACGCACGCAAACUUUACAUAGUCAUAACGGCACAAGUUUUUGCACGCAAUCUGAACGCCGCACGCAAAAACACCACAUUUUUGACUCGUUCACAGCGGUACACUCGAGGCCGACCACCUGUGCCACUCGAGGACAGUUGUAAGCUUGUCCUCGAGAACAUCAAACCCCGAGGACGAGACCUGACACUCGACCAACAAGUUCAAAAUGAGUCGCUUCUCUGCUCUUACUCUCGUCCUUCUCAUUUUGUCUCCCACAAUCCAUGACUUCCAAAUCUACGGGGAUGUUAAUGUCUCCCUCAACAGGCUAAGAAGACAAGUGGGCCAGCAGGAACCCCACAUGCAGCCCCUUCUCAACCCCCUCAUUCCCACCUCCAUAGGACACUAUCUGGGGGCUGACCAGGCGGUGGACAGCUGUGUGCGGGACGAGGUGCUGGUGAAGGGGGGGUGCCAUCGCCUCCUCACCCAGGGCCCGUGUGCGAGGGACGAGUAUGUGGUGAUGGACCCUGGGGACCUGAAGGGCUACUGUGUGCCUCGCCUCUGCGCCCCUGACCGGAUCUUCGUCUUUAGUGACCAGAUGUGCCACGACCCUAAGAGUUCUGCCCUGUGCCCGCCGGGGCGCCACCUGUACCAGACGGCCUACGGUACACCAGUCUGCCAGUGUCCUGACGGUACAUACGAGGGAGAUGAUGACCUUGAUGAUGAUGUUUGUGACCCUAUCCUCGGCAGAACACUAUCUUGCCCCCCUAACCAGGUGUUAUGGUUCACAAACUUCAGAAUGCCUCCGGAGUGCCUGCCUGACCCUUGUGGUGGAGAAAACUUAAACAGAGGCCCUAAUGAUUUGCCCUUCGUCCCCUCUGCUACUGACGGGAAGUGCUACCAACUCGGCCAGAAGCCAGCAGUGUGCCCAGCCAAGACAUGGUACUCCCUCGCUCUGGAGACCCUCAGAGGCGUGUGCACUGAUGUAGAGGACGCUGGAUAUCAAGUUUUCGACCAAGAGACACUGGCUUUCCUGACGGAGAUGUACAGUGCUCCAAUAGCUCGAGACACCACUAGUUCCAUCGCCCCCGGACAGAUGCAGCAAGCAGGUCAAGGAAUAGGUCAAAGCCAGAUCUUCUCAGGUCAAGGGGCCAUUCCAGGUCAAGGUGUUGGGGGUCAAGGCACUACGACACUGCUAAGACAAGGUGCCACUGGGUUCAGAGGUCAGAGUGGAGUGCCAGGCCAGCAGUUCAGAGGUCAGACUGGAGCCACUGGGCAGGGAUUCACUACCAACCUGGGCCAGCCUGGAACCACCACUGGGCAAACGUUUACUGGUUCUAGUGGUCAAGGGUUCAUGGGCCAGCCUGGAACCACCACUGGGCAGACAUUUACUGGUUCUAGUGGUCAAGGGUUCAUGGGCCAGCCUGGAACCACCACUGGGCAGACAUUUACUGGUUCUAGUGGCUCCAGUGGCCAGACAGGUUCCACAGGGUCCGGUGGGCAGAGAUUCACUGGACAGACAGGGGCGAGUGGGCAAGGCUUCACCACAAACUUCGGACAGGCUGGCAGCACAGGGGCGGGCUUCAGGGGGCAGGGUGGCACCACCACGUCGGGGCAGGCUGGCACCACCUCUCAAACAUUCCCUGGAACCACUCAAGGAUUCACCCCGCAGUUCACAGGCCAAGGAUUUGCAGGACAAGGAUUUGCAGGACAAGGAUUUGCAGGACAAGGAUUUGCAGGACAAGGAUUUGCAGGACAAGGAUUUGCAGGACAAGGGUUUGCAGGCCAAGGAUUCACAGGCCAGACCUUCCCCGGCCAGAGCUUCCCCGGGCAGGUGUUCACAGGACAAGCCUUCCCAGGGCAACAGUUUGCAGGCCAACAGUUCGUCGGUCAGCAGAGAAACAACACCAGCCUGCAAUCAGCUCGCGGCUUCACAGGGCAGGUUGGCAUGACCCCUGGCCAGAUGACGACCUCCACCGUAGGUCAGACCCCUGCAGUCACUUACGACCCCUCCAGGACGACCAGCACCUCCACCACCACCGUCCGAGGCCAGACAACCACCACAGUGUUUGGUCAAUCAAGCACGACCACGGCAGGGCCACUGGGGGCACCCAGGGGUGGCUCCCACAGAGGUCACCCGCCGCACAUCACCUCCAGAAGCAGACACCAGCAGACAUUACCAUCAUCACCAUCAUCACCAUCAACAGUCACGCAGCUACAGCCAGUCUCACAACACGUCCCUGGAACCACGAAUUUCCAGGGAUUCAGUCACCAGCAGCCCAUGGUCCACAGUCGCUCCAGCUUCCACAGCCCACACAUGAGCCAAGCGUCACCAGUACUGAGCCCACGAAUGCCCAUGGCGCCCCACAUGAUAAACCAACACGGGGCGCUCAUUCCGGGCCAGCCGUUCUUCCUGAGUAACGAGCAGCAGUCCCUGGAGAUGUUUGGCGGUCCAGGGGCCAUGAGGACUCAACUGGGUCGGUCCAUGAGCUCCCACCCUGGUUUCUCGGCCAAUCCCAGUGCCCAGGGGGAUCUGAGUGUGGUGAUGGGGCAGCUGUUGGCUCAGAGGAAUGGGGUGUCUGGGAAUUCUGACCUCAGCUUCCUACAGACCCCAAGCUCACACCCACAUCACGGCUUCUUCAAUGGAGUGAAAACAUUGAUGGCUGGCGUGCUGGAAAACCCUUCAUUCCGGCACCAGCAGCAGCACCAGCAGCAGCACCAGCACCAGCAGCACCAGCAGCACCACAGGGGUAAGCGCUCCCCCCUGCCGCACGCCACCCCCGGUAACGUAUUUGAGACGCGUCUGGUGGGGUGCCGCGCUGGUGCCCAGAGAGAUAUCAACGCCAAAUGCAGGGAUACGAUUCUUCCCGCUGAGCCCCCAGCCAAGAGAAGCCUGAGAGCCGUCCCUCCUGUGCCGCCCCGCCCUGGAUGCCCCACUGGUCAGGCGUACGACAGGCGGAGGAGAUGCGCCCCCCUUAACGACGCUGUCAACUCCAUCAACGCCUUCAACCUGGGAAAGUAAAGCCCUCCGUGACGCCAUCUUGGAGCGCUCACCCCCCACCCCUUUAUGAUAUUUACUCCAUUUUCCUUUGGUUUCUUUCUGUUCCUUCUUAUUCUUUCUCUCUCUCUCUCUCUCUCUUUUUUUUUU
Portunus trituberculatus (swimming crab) is the source of this 3225-nucleotide messenger RNA. RefSeq names its product mucin-19-like. NCBI's taxonomy places the organism in Eukaryota, Metazoa, Arthropoda, Malacostraca, Decapoda, Portunidae. The coding region runs from base 307 to 3099 and encodes 930 amino acids. The transcript has 9 exons. The record is from RefSeq and is a predicted model, not a curated record.